AUAAUUUCCAAAUGAAAACUCCAAAAUUAAAACAUAAAAGAUCCCCUAAUGAAAUUGAACUUGAUGAUCAUACCUCAACAACGGAUCAAUUAUUUUUAAUUUUAUCAUUAGAUAAAGCUGAAAAAUUUUUCAAUCAUUUAAAUAAUGAUAAACAACUUAAAUUAGAAAUACAAAAUUAUUUAGAAGAAUCAAAUUUAUUAUUACAAAGACCGAAUUUACCAUUUGAUUCUUUCAUAAAAACGGAUUUAUUCAUCAAUAAACAAAAUAAUCAAAUAAAUUCUACAAUAGAUUUAAUGAAUAAUCAUUUCAAUAAACUGAAACUUAAAAUAUCAUUAUGGGAUUCUGCACUAAUCAAUUAUUUUGUUGAAUGUAUUCAAUGGUCAACAACGAAAUGGAUUCAUGAAUUUUAUAAUUAUCAAAAUAAUAAAUUCAAUUCUAUUGAACAUAAAAUUCAUCAUUCAAUGUUUCAAUCAUUAUUCAAUAUAAAUACUACUAAUAACAAUCAUAAUAAUACAAAUAUAGAAAAAUUAAUGUGUAUUAUCAUUAGUUUUACAAUGGCUUAUAUAUUAUUACGUCAUUUACAAUUAUGGCAAUUAGCAAAUAAACAUUUAUAUAAUAAUCAAAUGGAAGUGAAUCAAAAUAAUGAAAAUUUAAUUAAAACUAAUAAAACAACAUGUUUAGUAGGAUCAAUUCGUUUCUUUAAAUCCUUAUUUCAAUUAUCACCUACGUCCAACCCGAUUAAUAAUGAUAAUGAUAAUAAUGAUGAAAUUAAUCUUAUACAAUUUGAAAAACAAUUUUCCGGCUACUUAUUUAAUCUUGAUUCAAUAGCGGCAAAAUCAUUAAUAGAAUAUUUUUCAAAAAAUUUUUUAAAUAAACAUCAUUUAUUAGAGAAAGUAUUUGGACCAUAUACAGCAAUUAAUCAAAAAUUAAUAAAAAUUCCUUGUCCACUUUAUUUUGAUACAUUAUUGGAAACAUUUGAAACAUCAACAGAUUCUGUAUGGCCAGCUCCAUUAUCUGAAGCUAUUCCACUUAAAUUUAUUUCAAAAUAUUCUGAAUUAUUUCCUGAAAAAGUAACUAAAUGGUUAAAAAAUUUUAAACCAGAUGAUAUUCCGAAAGAAACUCAACAACAACAACAACAACAACAAGAGCAACCUGAGAAACAAAAUGAACAAUCUAAAUCUUCAGAAAAAGAAAUUCAAAUAGAUGAAGUAAAACAAGAAGAAUUAGAUCCAAUGUUCAAAUAUCUUACUUCUAUUGAUACAUUAAAUUUAGAUGAAUUGAAUGCAAUCAUUGAAGUAAAUCCAAUAGAAUUAGAUGGUAUUAUACAAAAGUUACUGUUUGAAUUAUCUAUAAACUAUUCUAAUAAAGAUUAUUUAAAUAAAAUAAAACAGAAACAAAUUGAAUUAGGUAAACAAUUAAUUGAUAGAGCAAAAGUUAGAAUUACUGAAUGGAAUGAUCAAAAUAAAUAAAAAUAGGAUGAGUAUUUAUACUAUCAGAGGAAUGAAUCUCCUUUUUUUUCUUCUUCUUCAUAUAAUGUAUAGGUUAAAGUAUACAAAAAGAGAUAGUAAUAAAUCUUUCUUUACCCUGGUAACAAUAACCCCCCUUUUUAUUCAUUUAUUUUUAUUUAUUUAUUUAUUACGUCAUUAUUGCAACUCUUUCUGAAAUAUAAAUUACAUCAUACAUAACUGAUUGAUUUCAAUUCAUAUUUUCUUUAUUACCAUUAAUCAAUUUUCAUAAGUUCUAACCACUAUUUCAAUGUUUUGGAACUUUCCCUCUCUAACUUUAUUUAUUCGAGACAAAAUGUUAUGACCUCAUUAACUCUAUCGGAAUCUUCACUACACGAUGAUACAUUUAUUCAUCCUUAAUCACCCUCUUAUGUAUAAGUAUGUCAAUAUCUGUAAUAAUGUUGAAUUUUAAAUAUUUUAGGUUGUAAAGGGACUGAUGAGAACCUAACGAAAACAAAUGAAUCCAUUUAUUAUUCUGCAUCAAUCUUUAUUUUUGCUCUCUUUAAGAUAAUGUAUUUUCAUUCUAUAGUAAAGAUGAUAUAUUGUGUUUUAAA
Molecule: messenger RNA, 2059 nt
Organism: Schistosoma curassoni
Lineage: Eukaryota; Metazoa; Platyhelminthes; Trematoda; Strigeidida; Schistosomatidae
Source: the annotation of a GenBank genome assembly